This is a messenger RNA of Austrofundulus limnaeus, 2074 nucleotides long. It is a transcript of the gene nudcd3, whose product is annotated as NudC domain containing 3. Gene Ontology annotation, biological process: protein folding. NCBI's taxonomy places the organism in Eukaryota, Metazoa, Chordata, Actinopteri, Cyprinodontiformes, Rivulidae. The transcript is spliced from 8 exons. The record is from RefSeq and is a predicted model, not a curated record. The coding region runs from base 436 to 1500 and encodes 354 amino acids. Gene Ontology annotation, cellular component: cytoplasm.
UUUCUCUUCCGGUUUAGCUUGAAAAGCUAAAGAGCUAUCACUUUGGCCUUAAUCCUGUUUUAGUUGUUUUACACACCAGGAACUGAUUACAAACGUUUCUCAAAAGAUGUGCUUUUUAAAGGCUCUGAAACAAAAUGUCCUUGCGCUUGAAAGCCUGAAGUUACACAGGAAAAGGAACGGAAAAGCGAUUAGUAGUUUCCACCGGACUGAUAUUAAGCUGUACCAACCGGAAAAAACACAUUUUUUUAAAAUGCCACUACAAGAUUUGAUUUGAGUGUAAGGAAAUGGAAUGGAAAAGCGAUUAGUAGUUUCCACCGGAUUGAUGUUGAGCUGUACCAACCGGAAAUAAGACUAUAAAACACAUUUUAUGUCACUACAAGAUUAGAUUUGAGUGUACGGCGUCCGCGGUUUGUUGAAGGAGAUAAAAAAACAAAGAUGGAGAUGACAGAGAUGUACGACAACGCUCUGCUGGGGAUCCUGCAGCACGUUGGAAACAUUCAGGACUUUCUCAACGUUUACUUCGGCUUUCUGUACCGAAAAACAGACUUCUACCGACUGCUGUCCGGACCCAACGAUAAAAUGGGUUUCCCCCCGGGCGUUGCCGAGAAGAUGGUGCUGAAGGUGUUUCGGUCAUUUGAGAAGCUGGCAGAGCACGACCGGGAGAGAGCUCUGAGCGAGCAACAGAAGAGACAGGGAAGUAAACAUGUUCCCCCAGCUGUCCAGGAGCUGGAGGUCACCUCUGAGGCCCGGGAGGAGGCGAAGGAGCAGAGCGACACAGAGCCAUCACAGAUGGACAGCGUCCACUUGGAUGCAGAGAAGGAUUCUGUUCCUGCAGCUGCAGCCCCUCAGGCUGCCAGCAGCAGCAGAGGAGACAGUCCAGCAGCACAGGCUGACCAGGCUGCUGCAGCACCAACAGUUCCACCACAGCAAGGUCYGGUUCAGUCUGAUUCAGACAGUUACAACGGAGCAGUGAGAGAAAACUACAGUUGGUCUCAGGACUACACUGACGUGGAGGUCCGCGUGUUUGUACCCAAAACUGUUGUUAAAGGCAGACAGGUUAGUGUCAGUCUGCUGAGCAGCAGUCUACGAGUGUGCGUGAAGGACGGGGCUGAGGAGAAAACACUGAUGGAGGGAGAAUUCACUCACAAGAUCAACACUGAGAACUCUCUGUGGAGUUUAGAACCUGGAAAAUGUGUUGUGCUGUCACUCAGCAAAACCUCCGAGGUUUGGUGGAACGCUGUGCUGAAAGGGGAAAAGGAGAUAGAUAUCAAUCAGAUUAACCGUGAGCGCUCCAUGGCCACAGUUGACGAUGACGAGCACGCUGUUCUGGACCGACUCACAUURGACUACCACCAGAAGCUGCAGGGAAAACCCCAGAGCCAUGAAAUGAAAGUACACGAGAUGUUGAAGAAAGGCUGGGACGCAGAUGGCUCACCUUUCAAAGGGCAGCAGUUUGACCCGUCCAUGUUCGACAUCCCGCCCAGCGCCGUGCAGUUCUGAGGCGCCGCUCAAACCCAGCCAGAUGUCAGCGGACUGUAGUUUUGUCAUUGGAACACUCUGCAGGAACGUCAACAUCUCUGAGGAAACUGAGACCAUAUAAAUUUAGUUUUGUGGAUUAGAGAGAUUGGGAUGGACGUGUGGUUUUUAACACUGGUUUGAUGUUUCAGCAGAACCCAUCCCUUUCUUUGUUGUUUGGACUUUAUGUACUGACUCUGCUGUGCCUAUCUUUGUUGAAAUUUAGUUGUUUCGUCAUAAACAUGUAAGUCUGUUCAGUCUCCAGAUCAAAAACAACCAAAGGUACAAAAAAAGCACAUUUCUGCUCCSAUGUGUUUUUUUAAAAUCAGAUUUCAUGUUUUUACACUUAAUUUGCAUAGGUCAACAUUACAGAUUGUUACUGGAUUCAUGGACAAAAAAACUAAAAAUCUCAGACUGUAAAAACAUGAUUAAUCACAGAGCAUAACAGAGAUGAGCAUCUAAUUCUGUUUUACUGCUUUUAACGUCUAAACAAGCAUUGAAAAAGAUCUGUUGAAUAAAAGUCUGUUAAAUUUAAAAAAUAAAUGUUUUUCUCCUUUAA